Anoplopoma fimbria (sablefish) is the source of this 2091-nucleotide messenger RNA. RefSeq names its product alanine aminotransferase 2-like. The transcript is spliced from 10 exons. Gene Ontology annotation, biological process: biosynthetic process. NCBI's taxonomy places the organism in Eukaryota, Metazoa, Chordata, Actinopteri, Perciformes, Anoplopomatidae. Gene Ontology annotation, molecular function: L-alanine:2-oxoglutarate transaminase activity; pyridoxal phosphate binding. The record is from RefSeq and is a predicted model, not a curated record. Bases 857 to 1963 code for a protein of 368 amino acids.
GAGAGCUGGGUGAGACUGCAUGCAAGAGGAAUCUGGCUGAAGGAAGUAUUUUCCACAUUUUGCCACUUUGACUAAAAACCUGUCAAGUGUCUUUUUGACCAUCUCCCAAAAUUAAAGUCGGUAGUUUUAAGUAAAAACUUUGGAAACCAUUUUUGCAAAAAGACGAUGAAUUCCCUGACAAAUGUGAAUCCAAGGGUGAGGGGGAUCAGAGUCUCACCACAGAGUCGACUGCAGAGUCUGGCUGCACACAUCACACAAGAGAUCACACUGGGGGCGCUGACACCUUUUAAAGAGGUGAUCGAUGUCAGCUCAGGUGAUCCCCACAGAGCAGGUCUGAAACCCAUUACAUUUGUUCGCCAGGUUAGUUUCAGGUCAUUUACAUUUUUUUUUUCUAUGCUUAUAAUAAUAAUAAUUUUCAAUAAUUUUAUAACAUUCAUUUAUAUCUUUAUUUUGUAGUCAUAGUAAUUGUAUAUUGACUGCUGUUAUGUUAUACAUUUUACAUUAUCCUUCUAAUCACAAAUGUUUUGCUGAUCCUUGAUUACUCUCUUCAUAUUCUAUUUAGGCACGUUAUUUUAAGUUUGUGUUUAAUAUUUUUCCUAACCAUGUUCUCUGUGCUGCAGAUUUCUUGACUUUGAUAGUCUUUUUCAGCAAGAUACAUUGCUGGUAAGCAAAGUUAUAUAAAUAUUCUCUAGCUUACUGCCCUAAGUCAGGCCUAUUUCCUCAGGUCCUGGCAGUGUGUCUGCUUCCUCAGCUGCUGGAAGAAAAAACUCUUCCUCUGGAUGUCAGGCUGAGGGCUCAGAGGCUCCUGGAGGCCUGCGAAGGAGGAAGUGUGGGUUCCUACACAGCCUCCUCUGGCAUGCUUCAUGUCAGGCAAAGCAUUGCUGACUUCAUCAUGAGACGAGACUUCGGAGUGCCUUCAUACGCCAAAGACGUCUUCAUUUCUGCCGGUUUUCAAAGGGCCCUGAUGGUGGUUGUGAAGCUGCUGGCCCGUGGGGAGGGGGAGACUCAGACAGGCGUGUUGACCCCAAUGCCCUGCCCACACACCCUGCCAGCACUGCUGGAUGACGCCGGGGUGAAAUUGGUGCCAUACCAGCUGAUAGAGGACCGAGGCUGGGCUGUGGACCUGGACGAGCUUCGUCGAGCUUUAAAGACCGCUAGGGGACACUGCAAACCCAGAGCCAUUUACAUCAGCAACCCAGGAAACCCCACAGGUCAUGUGCAGGACUGGAAAUCAAUAGAGGAAGUGAUUCGGUUUGCAGCUGCUGAGAGACUCUUACUGUUGGUUGAUGAGGUGUACCAGGACAGUGUGUAUGGACAGGGAAAAGAGUGUAUUUCCUAUAAGAGAGUCCUGUUUGAGAUGGACAAGGAGUACUCAGAGACAGUGGAGUUGUUCUCGUUCCACUCUUUAUCCAGUGCCAUGAUGGGAGAGUGCGCCCUGAGGGCAGGAUACAUGGAGCUGGUCAACAUCGACCCCGAGGUGAUGCAUUUUGUUGAUACUAUGCUGUGUACUGAUAUCAGUGCUCCAGUCACAGGACAGCUUGCUCUGGAUCUCAUGGUCAACCCACCAAAACCUGGUGACCUUUCCUAUGAGAUAUACACUCAGGAGAUUCUUCUCACCCUGGCUACUUUGUCUCAGAAUGCUCAGCGGGCUCAGGAGUUUCUGAAUGGUCUACCAGGAAUGAGCUGUCAGCCAGCAAUGGGAGGAAUCUACCUUUAUCCCCGCCUCCGUUUACCAUCUGAGAUUAUAGAGAAGGCCAAGAUAUUGGAGGUGGAGGCAGAUGUUCUGUAUUGUCAGAUGUUGCUAGAAGAAAAGGGUGUGUUAUUAGGAGCAGGGUGCCAGUAUGGUGAAACAACUGGCAACCACCAUCUGAGGUUAUGUAUCCUUGUUCUUCCUGACACCCUGGAGAAGGUCCUGGCUGGCCUCGGCUCCUUUCACCUUCAUGGACACACUUCCUCACCCUGACAUGCAUGUGAAGGACAGAGACAUGGAGGACAUUUUUGUGACCCAACAUGUACCCCUCUUUGAAGAAGGAGAGAUCCUUACCUCAAGUGUCGAUCAUUUACGUUUUUUUCUUUGCUUCACAUUUUUUC